This is a messenger RNA of Malus domestica (apple), 2151 nucleotides long. RefSeq lists its product as uncharacterized. Lineage: Eukaryota; Viridiplantae; Streptophyta; Magnoliopsida; Rosales; Rosaceae. The record is from RefSeq and is a predicted model, not a curated record.
AUGGUGAAAACUAUGCAGCUACCCAUACCCAAAGAGCUGAUGAAGGUAUGGGAUGUAUGGAAUCUGAGGGGAUGCAUUCUCUUGAGCCUUGCUAUUCAAGUUUUUCUAACGCUUUCCGCGCCGUUCAGGCAACAAUGCAGAAGCAUGUUGCUCCUAGGGUUGAUCUGGUCGGCGUACUUGCUCUCCGACUGGGUUGCUGCUGUUUCCAUUGGGGUAAUCUCCAAAAGCCUGUCUGGGACUUGUGACUCUGGACAUAAUGAAGACCUUUUAGCAUUCUGGGCUUCAUUUCUUUUGGUGCAUCUUGGUGGCCCCGAUACGAUUACUUCUUUUGCUCUGGAGGACAAUGAGUUCUGGCUCAGGCACUUGCUUCAACUCAUCCUACAAGUCCUGGCAGCUGCGUAUAGUUUCUAUUUGACACUUGUCGAAAACAAGCUUUGGAUCCCGACGAUCCUAGUGUUUGUUGCCGGUACUAUCAAGUUUGGGGAGAGAACAUGUUGUCUGUACCUUGCAAGCUUGGACCAUUUUGGAGAGACUGUACUGCCAAAUCCAGAACCAGGUCCUGACUAUGAAGAGACCGUCGAGAUAUUUACUACAAUGAGGUCAGUCAAGGUAGACAUGCCGUCGCCAACAAGGCCAUUUCACAUUGGGAAAGGGAUUAAUCAUAGAGAAAACCCCAAUGUUGAUGGAGUUUCUCAAGAAUCUUUAGAUGACAUGGGGUUAUUGCAGGAAUCAUACCACUUCUUCGAAAGCUUCAAAGGACUCAUUGUUGGGUUCCUUCUGAGCUUCAAUGAUAGGGAGCGCAGUCGAUAUUUUUUUCUCGAAAGAACUCCCGUCAGUGCUUUUCAACUGAUAGAAUAUGAGCUCAGCUUCAUGUAUGAGGUUCUCCAUACCAAGGUAUUUGUGGCGCGACACCAAAUUGGCUACUUGCUCCGCUUAAUUACCUUCUGUUCUACCAUCGGUGCCUUGAUGUUGUUCGCUUCAGCCGAAAAAGAUGAGUUUAAGAAACAUGAGUAUGGUAAGUUUGACAUUGUUCUUACUUAUGCAUUGCUUGUUGGAGCCAUAGUCCUCGACACACUAUCUGUGUUGUUGAAGCUCAUUUUCUCUGACUGGACCAUCAUUGCCUUAAGAAACAUCUGGAGCCAAUGUUAUAUCCCUGCAUGGAUAUUGAAAAGACGAAGGUGGUCUGGAUCGGUGUCCCAGUAUAAUAUGAUAAGGAAUUGCCUGGAUGAGCGUCCAGAAUGCGUGUUCGCUAUUGGAGCUUGUGUGCGUGUUAGAGGAAUCCUAGACAAAAUAAAAGUUUCAUUAUUUUCUUCCUCUGAGGAAUUCACGGAUGAGCUCAAGGGCUUCGUGUUCAAGCAGCUGAGGAUAAAAUCUUUGGAUGCAAACAACAGAAGAACCAACAUGGAGGCAUGCUUACAAAGAGGUGACUGGGCUCUCCAGCGGUCUUCAGGCUACAAGAAACUCAACUGGAGUGUAAAGGAGUAUCAGUAUGCAGAAAGUGUUCUUCUGUGGCACAUUGCAACAGAACUCUGCUUUGCAAAAUGCUCUGCAAAACCCUUGGAAGAUGCUGACGGAAGACGAAAAAUCUGCUUUGCAAAAACUGUGAAAGAACUCUGCUUUGCAAAAUGCUUUGCAAAACCCUUGGAAGAUGCUGACGGAAGACGAAAAAUCUGCAAAAUACUUUCGGAUUAUAUGUUUUAUCUUCUGGUGAUGCAGCACAAGAUGAUGGCCCCAUUCUUGGGAAAUUGGCAUAUAGUCUUUCAGGACACUCGUGCAGAGGCAAAGAGGUUCUUUUCCAAGCACUCAAUAUCCGAUCAUCAAAACGCCUGCGACAGGAUCACCGCCCUGAGGGCCAAAUUCAGAUCAGCAGCUGUGAAGGGAAGUAAAAGCAAAUCUGUGUUGUUUGAUGCAUGUUUCCUAGCAGAACAGCUUGAAAAUUUGGACGGCGACAAGUGGGAGCUAAUGAGCGGAGUGUGGGUGGAAUUGUUGUCCUAUGCUUCCAUCAAAUGUAGACCAAUUGUACAUGCUCAGCAACCAAGUAGGGGUGGAGAACUUCUGACUUUCACUUGGCUACUGAUGACUCAUCUCGGCUUGGGAACACAAUUCUAUGAGCUCGAAAACCAUGCUGGAAAAAUGGUGCUAGUCAAGUGA